UGUCGCCAGACCAUAACCUCUGUUGUUACUAGUAUUGAUUUUGACGAAUAAUAAACACAUCCAGAACAUAAAUAGGACUUUUUAAAGGUGCAAGUGGUGAUUUUGCGGGAUCGGUGAACGGAAAAAAAGUGGUAUCCCAGAUGUCGGAAGUACGCAAACGACGGGAUUCCGAUCCGAAACCACCGGAGUCGGCGGAAAGCGAUCAUAUUGACAGUGAAGAUGACAAAAUUGAACAGAAACUAUCGACCGAUUUAUCCAGCACCAUUCCCAGUGGUACGGACAAGGCACCCGGUCUAUUGGCCACCUGUUUGCAAGAUCUCCCCGACAAAUGGCGAAAUUGGGUGAUACGGGGCAUUUUUAGUUUGAUCAUGAUAGGUUUCUUCUUUUUAGUCAUAUACGGAGGUCCCCUAGCUCUUAUGUUAACCACUCUGAUGGUCCAAGUUAAAUGUUUCCAAGAGAUCAUUAACAUCGGUUAUGCGGUUUACCGCAUACAUGGAUUGCCGUGGUUCAGAUCCCUUUCCUGGUAUUUCCUAAUCACCUCCAACUAUUUCUUUUAUGGGGAGAAUCUGGUUGAUUACUUUGGAGUAGCCAUUAAUAAAACUGACUUCUUGAGGGUGUUGGUGAUCUACCACAGAUUCAUCUCCUUUUGUUUAUACUGCGGAGGCUUUGUCUGGUUUGUACUUAGUCUGGUGAAGAAGUACUACAUGAAACAGUUCUCGCUCUUCGCCUGGACCCACGUUGCCCUUUUGAUCGUUGUGAUCCAAUCAUAUUUAAUUAUCAAGAACAUAUUCGAGGGAAUGAUAUGGUUCAUCGUGCCGGUCUCGAUGAUCAUUUGCAACGACAUAAUGGCUUAUGUGUUCGGUUUCUUCUUCGGUAAGACACCACUCAUCAAACUCAGUCCGAAGAAAACAUGGGAAGGCUUUAUUGGCGGUGGAAUAUCCACUGUCAUCUUUGGAUUUGGUAUUUCGUAUGUCAUGUGCCAAUAUCCAUAUUUCGUGUGUCCUGUUGAAUAUAAAGAAUCGUCUGAUGGCAUGGGAUUGGAUUGUGAACCAGGAGCACUAUUCAGACUUACUAGCUACAAUUUGCCAUCCUUUUUAACUGGAAUAUUGUCCUUGUUUGGUUUACCUGACACCAUCUCAGUGUACCCCUUCAUGAUACACUCGCUAGCCCUGUCAGUUUUCAGCAGUGUUAUUGGUCCAUUCGGCGGCUUCUUUGCUUCUGGUUUCAAACGAGCAUUCAAAAUAAAGGACUUUGGUGAUGUAAUUCCUGGCCACGGGGGUAUUAUGGACCGAUUUGACUGUCAAUUUCUCAUGGCAACCUUCGUUAACGUCUACAUUAGUAGCUUCAUUCAAACCGACAGUCCACAGAAACUCCUCUCUCAAGUCUUGUACAUGAAACCCGAACAGCAACUUCAACUAUUCCACAUGCUGAAGGAAUCUCUAGAAAAUAGAAAUAUUCUGGCGGUGGCCAAUCCCUAAGCGGAUGGUAAUACUUGAGUUUUGCUCUCUACGCCGGAAAAUCAAUUUGACUGGAAGAAUACCCUGGUGGGUCCAAAAUAUAAGCGAGUAAUUAUUAAGAGAGCCCGUGCAAUUUUGUAAAGUGUACCUUUAAAAAGAGACAACCCAAAUUAACGUAUUUAUUGUUUUAAUUUAUGUUUUAGCAAUGUGGAUUAUUAUAAAUAUUGUUCUAGUCAUAGUUUCAUAAAUUGUAAUCAAGUAUUGGUAUUGAAUGUUUUGUGCUUCCCAAUUACUAGUCUGAAAUUGUUUUCAAUUAUCUCCAAUCCAAUUAUAUCCACUGCUCAUCAAUUUAUAGAUCGCCGGAUCUAUUUUAGGAAUUGAUUGUUUUAUUAAUAUUAGUUUUAACUGUACUUAUUUACAUGUUAAGCAUGCAUUUACUUUGUCAAGUAGGCAAUGUUGUAUACCAUAUACUAUAGCUAUUAAACUUCACAAAAAUCAUUGAAAGUAAGAAAUAUUAAUGCAAUAGUCGUGCAUUUGUUUUAUCAUACAUAUCAACUUGAUUGUUUCAUAAAACGCUUCUUCUGAUAUAAGCUUAAACAUCUAAUUCCUGCUUAAAAACAGAUGAACACUGCAUUGUAUUUUAAAAUUCACUACAAAAUAGUAUUUAGGACAGGGUACGAAAUUGACUGAUAACUGGGAAGGCUGCAGUAUUCUAUUGAUUUUUGUGUUGUUCUAAAAGCUAUUCUUGUUAUUUAUAUUUACAUGAUUCCAAUUAAAAUAAUUUAUCUAUAUAUACACGUAUUAUUUUCUUCUUAUAUUUUGUUAAAAAAAUCUACAGGUUAUAUAUUUUUAUUUUAUUAUAUACGUACACACGUGCCCUUAUUGAUGUGAUUUGUUUGGUUCUUAGAAAGUUUCCUUAUUGUUGAAUUGUUUAUAUGUAUAUCGAGUAUAUAAAAUACAGGGGCAAUGGAAAGUAUUAUGUUCCUUUUUAAGUGUUUAAUAUAUAAGUACAUCUUUAUGAACAACAUGUUUGGUUUUAUAAACCAUUUUAUAGAGUAUGAUCCCAAGAUUAUAUAAAUGUUAUAGUGAGAUGAUGUUAUUUAAGCAUUUAUUGUGUCUAGAAAUGUGAAUUAUAUUCGUUAGAUGUAUACAUAUUGUAGACUGUGCUUUAUUCAAUGUAAAUAGCAUUGUGGUCAAUAAACUCCAAUAUCUACUUA
Messenger RNA from Aethina tumida (small hive beetle), 2674 nucleotides. Its product is annotated as phosphatidate cytidylyltransferase, photoreceptor-specific. The coding region runs from base 141 to 1478 and encodes 445 amino acids. The record is from RefSeq and is a predicted model, not a curated record. Gene Ontology annotation, cellular component: endoplasmic reticulum membrane. NCBI's taxonomy places the organism in Eukaryota, Metazoa, Arthropoda, Insecta, Coleoptera, Nitidulidae. The transcript has 7 exons. Gene Ontology annotation, molecular function: phosphatidate cytidylyltransferase activity.